UAACGUUACAGUCUGACAUAAUUGUGCCUUUUAAAAUUGUUGUAUGCUGUUACCACAGUGGUGGUUAACAUUGCUGUUUUUCUUUUCUCUAUUGUCUAGAUAAUGAAGUUGACGGAGAAGCAGUGGACUAUGGAUUGACUGAGAGGAUGGUUUCAUACCUCUUUGAAGGAUCCUUUAAGAAGCAAGCCAAAUUCAACAGAUUUGUUCAGCAGUGGAAAGAAACCGUGACACUAACCCUCGAGCCUGUCCCGGUACAUUCAGAGAAGGCUACAGCGGAAUCAAGUCAUGCCAUCCCAUCAUCAGCCUUCCCAGCAGUUUUCAUCAUUCCUAAAUUUCCCAGAGAUGUUCAGACAAAGUUGGACCAAAAACCGGCAUGCAAAAUUGAGAGAUCCCAUCACAACAAAAUCAUAAGAACAUUGUUUGAAACCAUGGCCCUGAUCAAAAUGUUUCCGACCAAUGAUGACUAUGUUAAAGUGUGUAAGGCCCUGAUUUUGAAAUACCCUUUCUUAAAGGACAAAGAAGGCAAUGGUUAUCAUACCUGGCACAUGUCUCUCAAACGUAAGUUCAAAUAUGAGCGGGUGCCACUGGUAGAUGAUGAAGAGGUGAGAAGAAUGAAACAGAAAUUUGGUCACCACAAAAAGCCUUUACAACAGGAAGAAAACACAAGCAAACGAGCCAAGCCAUCAAAGGAGGUGGAUAUUAUUGGGGAGGAUGAUACCUCAGUAGCGAGGCAUGUGAAAGUCCUGCAGGACCAGUACCGGAAGACAAAGCCAGAUGCCCAAAUGGUGGAGGAACGGAUGAUGAGGACAUUUGCUUGGAGAAGGCGAGAGAUUGCCAAUGGGAUGACUGUCGAAGAAGCCAUUAACAAAUAUCCAUUCCUUAAGAGUCCAUGCGGGCUAUUUCAGGAAAUGGGCCGGCUUCAUGAUGAAAUGAAUAUCUGCCGAAGAUUUGAAGAUGGCUUUAAGGUCCUAGUACCCAAAGUGCUUAAAUUGACUCAAAGGAAAUCUCCCCUUGCAGAUUUGGCUUUGGAGGAAAGAGAGGCUGCCCUCACCGAAGAUGUCCCUGGGAUUGAUUUCAGAGCUGCAAUCCUGCUGUUGCCGAUCCUGUUCAGGGAGAAAAAUGACAUUCUCGUCAUACUUGGGGAGGAUCAGCCACCAUCGCCAUAUCCUACUGUACAUCUCGACGCUGUCGCUGACUGGAGGAGUGUGCUGACUCAAAGGGUCCCUGCAGUGGUCAAACUGGAUGGGCAGUCAGUCUGCAGGGCGCUUGGUUUGGAGGAAGGUGUUAUUGCUGCUUUUUGUGCUUACUUCAUCUACAACGUGAUAUAUCCAUCUCGCCUGAAGAACACCCUAAUUUUUAUUCAGCGAUAUGUUCUAAAAAUGUCUGAGGUUGGUGAUAAGCCUCUACCUGUUAGUGUGACCAGGGUAAUCAACAUUUUAGCUUAAUCAACAACCGCAAUGCCUACACCAUUCAGCUGUCCUAAAUGCUCUCGAAGAGCCUUCACAUUGGUGAAGUUAAUCCAGCACAUCGGACUUGUUCAUGCACAUGAGCCACAUUUUACCAUAACGUGUGGCCUUAACAACUGUCAAUCAACAUUUUCUAAAUAUGAGUCCUUCCGACGACAUAUUUACAGGAAGCAUAAAGACAUUAUAGCCAGACGAGCCACUGCUCAUGAUAUCCAGGAAACAGUAGUGGGCGAGGAGGAGCAGGGGCCCAGUGAUGCUGUCAAUCCUCCUGAACCUCCUGAGAUGAAUGAACUGUUAGUGCAGUUUAGAGAGAAUCUUUUUGGCUUUAU
This is a messenger RNA of Rhinichthys klamathensis goyatoka, 1795 nucleotides long. RefSeq names its product sterile alpha motif domain-containing protein 3-like. The record is from RefSeq and is a predicted model, not a curated record. The coding region runs from base 147 to 1445 and encodes 432 amino acids. NCBI's taxonomy places the organism in Eukaryota, Metazoa, Chordata, Actinopteri, Cypriniformes, Leuciscidae. The transcript is spliced from 8 exons.